GCCCCGCCCUCACUCUCUGUCUGUCUGACUCAGUCGGUCAGCGCUGAGCCGGUGAGCGGAACCUCGAGCAGCCCAGCCUUCAUUGUUGUAACCUGAGGAAGAAUAUUCUAGCGUGACCAUUUCAUAAAGAAUUAACUUCUCUGAAGACCAACUACUGAAUCAACAAGAAAAAACGUGGGAACCUCUUCUUUUGAAAGUACGCCUGAUUAUUUUCACAUCAGAAAUUGUGAAAGAUCUGCUUGAAAGUUGUGAGCUUACCAAAGAAGAAUGGCAGAUGACAGGAAGUCUGAGGCGAAUGCACCACAGUGGGCCUCGAACACUGUCCUUGAGGAUGCUUCACAUCAGUUUGCUGCAGAUUUUAAAGAGCAGACUGCCACAGAUGAAUGUAUAUCCAGGACUGAGAAUGGUUACUCCUUCAGAGAGCACCCUGCAGAGACUCAAAAUGGAAGUCAAACAGCCUACACUGUGACAAAAGCAAAUGGAAUCAAUGGGAAAUUGGCCACUAGAGACGAUGUGACAACAGCGUCUGAAAGAACUUCUGACAAUAAAUCAGUUCCUGCAACAGAAGCAGAAGUGAUCUCUGCUAGAAUUGUGCAGGAAGUCACAGCUGAGGCAGUAGCAGUGCUUAAAGGAGAACAAGUGAAAGAUACUGUACCGAGCGACCAGCCGAAACAGCCUUCUACAGUUGAAGACUUAACCAAUUUGCCGCCUUCCCCACCACCAUCUCCAGCAUCCGAACAUUUUGCUGCAGCUGAGAAAGAAGUUGUUGAGAGUCCAGCGUCUGAUGAAGAGGAACCAGCUGUAGCUCAUGAGCAAGAACAUGUUCAGGAGCCUUGGUCUGCUGAGCACUUAGUGCAAGCAGAAGCUGUGGCCCAACCCUGGGAUACCAAAUGUGUGGAAGUCACAUCAUCAAAUGAAGACAGUGUACCAGCUGAAAUUCCCAAUGGAAAAGGCAUGACUCAUAGAGAGAUUGGGUCCAUGGAAGAAAUGCCACCUUCUCUUGAAGCCACGAAGAUGGACAAGCUGUCAACAGGUGGAGAACCCUCUGUUGCUAGUGGGGGAAGACCAACGUUGCAUGAAGUGUCAAUUACAGAGUUGAAAGAUAAGACUGUUGAACGUACUGAACAACAAAUAUCUGACCUGUUACCUUCUUCCACACUGGGUAAAGAUAAUGAAGCUCUCAGAGGAACACCAGGAGAAGUCUCUGAGAUACAGAAUUCAUUUCCAACUGCUAUUUUGCAAACCCAACCUCUAGCUCCACCUGUCAAGAAUGAACCAUGUCCAGAAGAGUUAGUUGCUUCUAGUAUUGAGACUUUAACUAGCCAUCAUGAAAGUUCAUUACAGUUCAGUGCUUAUGAAGAUGAAUGCAUCCCUGUGGCAGCAGCAGAAAGCAUAGUCGCUCAAGUCCCACCAAGCUCUGUCCAGAAAACAGGUGAAACCAUAAAACCCCAACAUGCUUCAUCAGAAAUAACAUCCAGCAAAUUAGUUUUAGAUAAAAAUAAAAUACCUUCACUAAGUCCUAACAUUAAGGAUUUAUCUGAAACAUCCAGUGCAGAGAUUACAGAGGCUGGUUGUUUGAAAGAAAAGGAUAUUUCUGCAAACGUUGUAACUGAUAAGGAGAGUGCAGCAGCUUUACGAGAAGAGCCAUUUGCUGGAAUCUCUGUUACUGAAGGCAAAGAUGUGUUGCAUCAGCAAAAAAUACCAACAGAUUCUCUUGCAACCACUGUUUUUGUCACUAAAGAGGAGCAGCAGGUUCCUCAGGAAAAGCCUGGAAUGCCUGAGGAAAUGCAUUUAGAACAAACACUUGCAGAUGCUGAUAGUGCAGUUAAGGAUGAUGCUAUAACUUCAGAAGCUAAAAGGAAAGAAAUGCCAGAUACAAUAAAACUGGUCGAACAUAUAGGUGAUGUCUUUUCAAUGCCAGAAGACAGACCAGAACAUGUUGAAUAUAACUCUAUAAGAAGUGCAGAAAACUUAAGGGAUUCAAAGGGAAAACCAGCAGUUGAAGAGAAAAUUUCCAGUGCAAUAGAAUUAUUACCAACUGAAUCUUCUAAACAUGUGCCUGAACAGUUAACAACCAAUCUUCCAUGUAAGGAAAUGGAUAAAGCUGAUCAAAAAGUAGAAGUUUGGCAAUUAACUGAUGUUACGUCUGCUCAAUCCUAUGUGGAAGAAGCUAAUCGAAUUGUACCAUAUAGCAUACAACCUGCCGCAGGUGAUGCAGCUGAUAGUUUAAGUAAUGGUUCAAUGCUUGAGAUGAUUAAAUCAGACCAAUGUGCUAUUGAGCAAAGUAUGGAGAAGAUUCAUGAUACAUCCACAAAAAUUGAAGAAGAAAGCACUCACCAGAUAUUUUCCAAAGAGAAGGAGUCUGAACCACUGGUGCCCGCACCCACCGAUUCAGAUAUCACUUCUGAAAAAAUUGCAGUAAAUUCAAUUAAUCCAAUAGUGGAAAGCAAAAAAACUGACACUGCUAAUGUGAGUUUAAAAGAUGGGACAGUGGUGGAUCAACCGGAAGUAUCAAAGUAUUUUGAAACAUUUGUUUCAAAGGAUGAUCAGGCAAAAGUAAGCGAACAGCCUGGGGAUGGUUAUUAUGAAUUGACCAUUACAGAGGAGAGCAGUUCAAGGCUACCUCAUGAAGUGCAGCAGAGCUCCGAGGCCCCAUGUGAAAAAUCAAAAGUUGAUGACGGCAAAGUUGAAAAUAAUAUUUUGGCAGAAAGAAUUCAUUACAGCACACUUGCGCAGUCACCUCUCCCUGUUGAUGACCAGACUAAGCCCACCACAGGAAAUGAAAUUAAUUUUCCUGCCACUCACAGCAAUGGAGAGAUGGCAAUUUCUCAACAGCCUGAUUCAAGUGGUGAUGUGAAUGUUUCUGAAGGACUACAGAAGCUAGUGCUGAAUUUACCAGCAACCUUUUUAGAUUCAAUAUCACUUGAGGUGGAAACAGAGAGCCAAGGUCCCCCAGAAUCUUUGUCGCCACUGGCGUCUGACAUCCUUGCCUGUACCAGGGGAAUAAGCUUGGAUGAGUCAGCAGACUUUUUCCCCGCUCCAACACCUGCCGAGGAGAAGCAGAUUUGUUUUCCCGUUGAAGCAGACAAAAGCAAAAGUGUGCCCACGUACGAAGAGAAGUCAGCUAAUGAAAACCUGGGAUUAGAUCCACAGUAUGCUUACUCCCAUACUUUGAAGCAUGAUUACAAAAAUGACAGUGUUGUGGUUCCUGACUUGCCUGAAAUGUUGGAUUUAGGAGUUGGUAGAAGCAGACUGGGCUUUGAGGGCACAGAAACAGAGAUGGGCCGAAGAGCAUCCAUGCCUGCAGAAUCUGCCUCUGGCUCGGAGGCUUUAAGUGAAAGCAUCAAACUAAUCAUUAAAAAUGUUGGUCAACCAGAGGAAAUGGGCUAUUGUGUGUUUGAAUACUCUGCUCCCUUACCCACUCCUGAGGAGGUUAAAAGUCCUCUGGAAGAUGGAAGCAUUUUCCUUCACAAGAUCCGCACAGCUUCUCAAACUAUUGAUGAGGAAAGUAUCAGGAGGCAAAUAGAUGCAAAUAAGCAUAAAGAGGAUUCACAUUUUAGAAUUGCCACCCUGUCUGAAGACAGUGAAUUAAAAAUAAUGCCCAUUAUGGAAGGGCAAUCAGAAAUUAAGAAUGAAGAAUCAGUUUCAAUAGAUGUUCCAGACCAGGUUACUAAGACAGAUUCUGGAUCUGUUCAUUUAUCUGAUGUCCCUGAAAUUAAAGAAUUUGAUCAAAAUAAGGCUAUUGAUGCUUCGAAAAUUGCAGUAGACUCUUUAAAUAAAUCUCUGGAUUAUUUGCCAACUGAGUUUACAGGACCAGAAGCACCUUUGAAACUAGAGUCUGUGGAUCAAAAACUCCCUGAGAAAGAUGCUCCUAUUCAAGAAGCAGCUCAGCCUAAGAAAACUUUGGAUGAUGAGACUAAGCGUAGUUCGUCCAACAGAGUUACUGUAACAGUUUUAGAAAUGGAGUCAGUAAGGUUUGGGAAAAGUGCUUCUGUACAGGAACCAACUCAAACCAAGAAAACAUUUGAAGAUAAGCCAAGACCUAUUUUGCCCAGACAGGAUACUGUGCUUGAUGUUGACAUAGAAAUGGAGGCAGAUCACAUACUUUGCGAGAAAGCUGCUUCCAUUCAACAAGCUGUUCAACCUAUCCAGGUCUUGGAAGAUGAACAUAGACCCCAUUUGCCCUGUGAGAUUACUGUAGCAGAAUCUGUUCAUCAUGAAGUGACUGAGGAAGAUGCUUUCAUUCAAGAAACACCUCAACUCCAGGAGCUUGUGGAAAGUAAGUCCGUUACACAAAGUGAGGCUACCUUAACUGAAGUGAGUGUGAAAACUGACGCUGUUGACCACAAGAUGCCUGAGAAACCUGCUCAUGUACAGAAAACUGCAUCACCUGAGAAAAUAAUGUCUGAUGCCCCUAAGCCUAAUCUGCCAAGUGACGUUAAUGUCCUUGACGUAGGUGGAAAAAUGGAACAAAUCGAUCAGAUAUCUGAGAAAAUUGUCCCUCCACCAGAAUUGAUUCAAACUGCUAAAAUUAGGGAGGAUGACAUGGAGCCUGGUUUGCCCAAUGUGGCUAUUGCACUCAAAGAUGAUUUGGAAGCUGUACACUCUGAUGACAAAAUAGAGAAGAAGCCUGCUCCUGCACAAGAAUUGAUUCAAGCUGAGCGAACUGCUAAAUCAGAAACUGUGCCUACAUUGUCCAGUGAUGUUAUUGAACAGGCAGUCACUCAACCUGUGAAAAUCACAGAGGAUGAAACUAGGACCACACCUCGUGAAGUUAUUGUAUCAGAGGUUUCAAAAGCAGAACUGCCUGAUUAUAGAAUCUCUGCUUCUGUGCAAGAAUCGGCUGUAGCUGAGAAAACUAUCAAUGAGGAAACUAAGGCUAAUUUGUUGAUUGAGGUUACGGUGCCAGAAAUCGUUUUGCAAAUGGACCCUGCUGACUACGAAGUAUCUGAAAAUAUUGUUCCUGUGGAAGGAACUGAAGAGAGAGGAAUUGUGGAAUCUGUUGUUACAGUAGAUGAUGACAUUAUUACAGUUGUUCAAACCACAUUAGAAGGAGGAGAGGACAUGGGCCACAGUGUGAGAUUUGCCAUAGCUGAUGGUGAUGACACUGAUGAUGUUUUUACACGCAGUGAACAAACCCAUUCAAAAGAAGAACAAGUUCAUGAGCCUCCUGUACAAACUGCUGAAAUUGUGCUUAUCCCGGAGAAGAUACAGAUCCCGACAGACUUGAAAGAAGAUGAGAGUAUUGAUGAAUCAGUAAUGGACACUGACAGCUUCUGGAUGGACACACAAGAUGAAGAGAGUAUCAUAGUAACACAACCCGCUGCUGUCACAAAACAGGAGAAACCAGAGAAGGAAUUCAGCAGCCCGUCUUUGGAUAAACAUAGGAAAGGGAAAGUGUUAAAAACUGCAAAAAACAGAGCUUCUACGCCUGAGAGAAAAAUAAUCAAAAAAGAUGUCAGUGUACUCUCCAAAGAAGACAAAAAGAAAAGAAAAGUGUAUAAGAAGUCUGAACUUGCUAAAAAAACAGAGAUUCAGACCCGGUCUCCCUCCAGGAAAAUCAUAUUAAAACCAGCUGUAAGAUAUCAUAGACCAGCUCACGUCCCUUGUACUAAACGGAAGCAGACAGCUCCUGGAAGUGUUGAGGGUGCAUACAUUAUAGACCAGAAAUUUUCUGUUGCUAAGCAACCCAAGGAGCGGAUCACAAAUUCAUCUACACUAACAAAGAUUCCUACCUCAAAAUUAUCUUCCCUCCUCCCUGAAAGACCCAAAUCUACUUGUUCUGCUGAUAGAAAAGCCUUUAUUGACCUAGAUUAUUAUCCCAGACGGCCCUCGUCUGCUGGCCCUAGAGAAUCUUUGAAUGAGCAGCCUGUGAGAAAGGAUGCCACAGGGAGGAGCCCAGAGAAGCGUUCAGCUUUGCCAAGACCUUCUUCGAUCUUGACCGCUCGCCGAGCUCCACCAGAAGAAAAGGAUGCCCAUUUUGUUCCGGCUACAAGCCCAGUUUAUUCUGCACCAAGGCGACCAACAACUAUAAGGACUGAACCAAGAAAUGACCAAAGGGGUCAUGGGAUGACCAGAUCACGAGCACAUGCAAGUGCAGGCUCUGAAUCAGCGCGAUCCAAGUCAGCAAGAAGUGGCACUGUCACGCCAUCCACUCCUGGAUCUACUGCAGUCACGCCGGGCACGCCACCCAGUUACUCUCGCACACCAGGUAGCCGGACCCCUCGCACUCCCGGCACACCUGGCACACACAAAUCUCCCAUUCUUGUGCCCACAGAAAGGAAGGUGGCCAUUAUCCGCACUCCUCCAAAAUCUCCCCUUACUCCAAAGCAGCUCCGCGUUAUCAACCAGCCAAUGCCAGAUCUGAAAAAUAUCAAAUCCAAAAUUGGAUCAAUUGACAACCUAAAGCAUCAACCCAGAGGAGGGCAGGUACAUAUAGCAAAUGUAAAACCUGAUUUUAGCCAUAUUCAGCCAAAAUGUGGCUCGCUGGACAACGUGCGUUAUUCUCCCCUGGUUGGAAACGUACAAAUAGUUACCAAGAAAAUAGAUGUGAGUCACAUCACGUCAAAAUGUGGCUCUUUCAGCAACAUACACUAUAGACCAGGUGGAGGACACGUUAAAAUUGAAAGUCAGAAACUGGAUUUUAAGGAAAAAGCACAGUCCAAGGUUGGCUCCCUUGAUAAUACACAUCAUACUCCAGGAGGUGGAAAUGUAAAGAUUGAAAGCCACAAGCUUAGCUUUCGUGAGAAUGCCAGGGCUCGCGUGGACCAUGGAGCAGAUAUUGUCACUCAGUCCCCAGGACGAUCUGGCGCCACAACUCCUCACAGACUCAGCAAUGUCUCUUCUUCUGGAAGCAUCAAUUUAAUGGAAUCACCACAACUUGCCACACUUGCUGAUGAUGUUACUGCUGCACUAGCCAAGCAAGGAUUGUGAUUUUGCUCUACAAAAUUUUAAUUGUUUGUUUGUAGCAUGUGCUUUGAGCCCUCACAAGCUCAAAGUGGGAUUGUGUUUAUUCCUUUCAAUUAAAUAUUGAUCAUGUCCUCAGACCGUAGUGAAUAAAAACAAAAUCUUGUUUCCAUUCAUGCCAGGUGUUUCUGGCUUUAAAUGGCUAAAACUGCUGUACAUCACACAUAGCAAUGUUGUUUCUCAGCUCUGCUUGCAUGGACUGAUGACAAAUGCAUUUAUAAUGUUUCAUGCCUGAAGGCAGUGUUGAAAUGGAUCAGUACUCAGAAAGCAGCUGACAUGCUUUAUUCCCAACUACUCAUUCUAUGUUGAAUGAAUUCUUCCUUGUAGAUGAGGGAGAGUACCUAUUCUUAAUAUUUAUUGCAAGGUAAAUUAAUACAUACUUGUGUUUCAUGGGAAUAAAGGGGCAAGUCCAGAAACUAGUAAUCUACAUAAAGAAUCCCUGAAUUACAUUCUGUUCAGGAAAGAAAAGCAGUCUGAUAUGUUGAGAAGUGGAAGUAUUAAUGCCAAAACACGAUGUGACCACAAUAUUAUUACAAAAUGGUAGUGUUUUGCAUUUUUAUAAUACAAGUUGUAACAAAAAUGGGAAUUAAGUUGUUCAGAAAUAUCAUGCAGCUACUUUAAAUAGGAUGCAAAUCCAAUGUUGUGGAUCUGUAUCUAACUAGAAUGUCAGUUCAGUGCUAGAUUUCUAUAUAUGCUGACUUUUCAUAUUUUGUUUGAUCAGUUGUUUGAUAUAUAGUACAUAUAUAUGCAGUUUGAUGUACUGUAUAUAUAUUAUAUAUAUACAGUAUAAUAGAUAUCCUCUGUGGCCAGUGUGUUAUCCCUUAUAUACUUGAAGUUACGCUUUUAUUCACAGUAUCUGUGUUUCUGCACCUUUUGGUGUUACUGUUUAGGAUAAGGUAGCCAUUAGCAGUUAUACUUGUUAGAUUUAUCUCUCAAAAAAAAUAGCAUGAAGUGCUUACUGUAACAGCCAAAAGCUAUGACCUUAGUGCCAGAUGAGUUUGUUGAUGUAUUGCUAGCUAAAAGAUUCAAACAAUUGCUUUGUAGAGUUUUGAUGUACUGAGGGGGUCACAUAGCAUUUGGUGUGUGCUGUUUUCUGCUUAUUUCACUUCGCAAGCCAGUUUAGGUAGUGAGGGCCAAUUAAAGAAGAUGUUUUUUAAAAUACAUAUACUAGGGAAUCAGGAUAUUGGAGUAUUUCGUUCCAAAUGUGUUGGUCUCGGUUCAGAAUUACUGAAGCCAUAUUCACAGGGCUUUUCUUGGAAUUGCAACAAAAUAUUUUACUUUCAAUGUUUAGUUAAAAUUGAGAUUUAAAAAUUAAUUGGCAACUGAAAUAAUGACAGCAGAAAUUUAUAAUGCAUUUUCAGAGGUUGCAGAGAGGCAGUAUCUUGUUUCAGGAUGGAUAGACUGGAAGUCAAAAUUAAUAAAAAAAAAUUAAUCUGAAGGUAUGUUUUGUAAAUACUACAGCCUGCUACCAAGGGUUAUUGUAGAUAUUUAUUAAUGUAAUCAAACAACAGUAUCUUUAACAAAUAUUAAUCAAGACCAUGUUUUUCACUAGCCUGUAAAAAAUGCUUUGGAAAGUAAAUUAAUCUUUUGUAGAAGAAAACAACGAUGUAUUUUAAGAUUAUCUGAAUAUGUUGAAAGCAAUGCUGCAUAUUUUUCAUUAAAAUACAGCUUGUAUUGAACAAUACAGGAUACUGUAGCAGGAAGUGAUGGAAAGGAAUAUUGUUGAAGUGGGGUUGCAUUUUAAAUGAAAGUCUGUUAUUGUUGAUAUGAUCUUGCCAAGUUACUCCAACAAAAUUUGAAAACAAAAAUACUUAAUCAUUUUAGAAGAGGUGAAAGAAAAAUAGGGCAAAAUAAGAUGCCUUGUCCUGGUAUAGGCUGCGGGAUUUUUAUGUGCUUUAGAGAAUGUGUUUUAUGUCCAAUCAUUCUAGAGUCUGUCAAGACAAUGAUAUUUUGGGAUUGGCCAGUGUUAGCUUGUAUGUUUUAAGUAAAAUUUGCACUUGUGUUUGUUGCUGUAGAGUGAUUUGCAGAAUAAAUUGCUUCUCAUCUGACACUAGUUAAAGUUCUGUGCUGUUUAUUUUUGAAACUGGGCAAUUUGUAAACUCUGCCCGCGAUCAAGGCAGGUGGCUGAAAAGGUCUAGGCCCAGGCAAAAGCUAAGUCAUUAACGUUAUGAA
Messenger RNA from Pristis pectinata (smalltooth sawfish), 9138 nucleotides. RefSeq names its product microtubule-associated protein 2 (gene map2). Lineage: Eukaryota; Metazoa; Chordata; Chondrichthyes; Rhinopristiformes; Pristidae. The transcript is spliced from 21 exons. The record is from RefSeq and is a predicted model, not a curated record. Gene Ontology annotation, biological process: neuron projection development; microtubule cytoskeleton organization. Gene Ontology annotation, molecular function: microtubule binding. Gene Ontology annotation, cellular component: neuron projection. Bases 268 to 6933 code for a protein of 2221 amino acids.